Molecule: messenger RNA, 2976 nt
Organism: Cricetulus griseus (Chinese hamster)
Lineage: Eukaryota; Metazoa; Chordata; Mammalia; Rodentia; Cricetidae
Source: RefSeq, a predicted model, not a curated record
GUUUCCUGGAAUUUUCUGUGGGGAAAUUUACACACCUUCUGCUCAGCAGGCCCCUCCCACAGGAGGCCAUUCUGCGCCAUAUUUCAGGCAAUGUGACCUUCCUUCUUUUCCAAAUACACUCACAAUAUCAGAACACCACGGUUUCAUUUACUAAGACUCUCCUUCCCGGCACCUCGGGGACAGGCAAUGACAGAGGGCUGGUUUUCAUGCUUAGACCUGAGCAGACUAUGUGCACUUGGUAUUUGGAGACGAAAGAUGCCAAGCCUGUUCAAACUGUGGCCAUUCCACUCUCCUACUCAGAAAGAGAUCCCAUUCCUGGAGGCUGUAAUUUGGAGUUUGACCUAGAUAUUGAUCCCAACAUUUACUUGGACUAUAAUUUUUUUGAAACAACUAUCAAGUUUGCACCAGCUAACCUGGGCUAUGCAAGAGGUGCGGAGCCUCCGCCCUGCGAUGUGAGCACGGGCCAGGAGUCCAGGUGGAGGCUGCGGUAUGAUGUCUACCAGUACUUUCUCCCCGAGGGCGACCUCACCGAGGCCUCACUACUCCAGCAUCUGCAGAGGAUGGCCCAGGUGUCACAGGUGAAGGCCAGUGCGGUCAAGGAGUUGUUUAUAAUGUCAUCGUUUCGGACCCGUCCCUCAAUACUUCGGCUGCCUAUGUUCCUGUGCACACAUACGCUUGCAGCUUUGAGUCCGUGGACGGUAACUGUGCCUCUCCGAGUAUCUACCAAAGUGUUCUCCACUGUGUUUGCUGUGCUUGGGAUCUUCAUUUGUUUCUUUGGACACAGAUUCUGGAAAACAGAAUUAUUCUUCGUUGGCUUCAUUUUCCUGGGGUUCUUCUUUUACAUCCUGAUCUCCAGACUGACGUCCCUGAAGUACGAUGUCCGCCUGGUCCUCACCGCUGUAGCUGGCAGCAUCGGUGGCAUCCUCCUGGUGGCCUCCUGGUGGCGAUUUGGGACCCUCAUGCUCUGUAUGCUGUGUGUUGGACUCGUGCUGGGCUUCCUCGUCUCUUCUGGGACAUUCUUCACUCCUCUGGGAAAUCUAAAUGUGUUUCGAGACGAUGGAGUGUUCUGGGUGACCUUCUCUUGCAUCACUCUGCUCGUCCCAGUCAUCUUCAUGGGCUGCCUAAGAAUACUGAACAUCCUGGCGUGUGGAGCUGUGGGUUCCUACUCUGUGGUGCUGGCUAUUGACAGUUACAUCUUCUCCAGCCUCUCCUACAUGACUCUGAAUGUCCUCAGGAGAGCACUCAACACAGACUUCCGAGCGGCUUUCAUUGGAGUGCCUUUCCAGACUAAAGACUUCCUUGUCCUGGCCGUGUGGGGGAUGUUGGCUGUCAGUGGAAUUACGCUGCAAAUUCGAAGAGAAAGAGGACAGGCGCCUUUCCCUCCCCAUCCCUACAAGCUGUGGAAGCAAGAGAGAGAAAGAAGAGUGACAAACAUUCUGGACCCCAGCCACCAUAUCCCUCCCCUGAGAGAGCGGCUGUAUGGCCGAUUGACUCAGAUCAGAGAGCUCUUUCAGAAGGAACAGCCAGCUGGAGAGCGCACACCCCUGCUGCUGUAGAAGGCUGAGAGCUUGGUCAGUGUGGGAUCAGCUGCGGCCAGUGAUGGGGUGAUGCCCUGCUGAAGUACAGUAGUGGAGUUAGAGCAUCCGAGGUGACGGUGAGAAAAAUCCCCAGAUGGCUGGUUGUAGAUGCUUUGGCUCAUUUUCCACAAUCUUUACAAGUUUCCUUUGUUUACAAAUACAAUUCGUGUUUUAUAAAAUAUGCCAGAAAAUAAAAGUGUCAGUUCUCCUUAAAGCCCUGGUAUUUUUUUUUUUUUUUUACAUGUCCUUGGACAGUUUUGACUCAGUCUGAACCUGUGGAGGGGGAGGCUGGCAGUGGGUACCUGCUUUGUGUGUAUAGGUUUGAUUCUUUGCCCUUGAAUGUUAUGAUUAAGGGGAAAGUAACUCCUGCUUUUCAUUAAAGCAGUUUGAUUACUUGGCUGCAUCUCAUAUUUUAAACAGAAACCUUCAUUUCUUUCAAUAUUUAAAAAAUUUAUUUUAAAAACUAUGGCCAACUAUCCUAAAAUUAAUUAACAUAAAUUCCCUAUUGUUUUGCCUCUUAGGGUUAAAGUGGUAAUUUAAAUAAAUUAUUUCUGUAAUUGAAAAUAGCUGUUUAUUAAAGAUAAUAGAUAAGUCAUAGCCCAAAUGGUGACCUGUGACCUUUCUUUUGAGUUGCAUUAGUUGAUGAGUGGACUAUUUUGUCAGGACAGGUCACUAAGGACAUGAAACCUUUGUACUCUGUGCUGUGUGAAGCAGCUGUGUUAGUGCCCUGUGGAGUUGUUCCCAGUGACUGCUACUGAGCUCUGGAGCUCAGAGGGAAUCAGCUGGAAUGGAGCUGCUCCUGAGGGCUGCCCUGGGUUCUGUAAGGUGGGCCUCUCACUUUAACUCCCCCUUUUCACAAGAAAGUGCCAGGUGCCCUGGGCUGCACGCCUCCAGGGUUGUGAGUUGUGAGCUGGAUUCCCUGAUGCAGUGCUGCUGUCAAUGGAAUUACGCUGUGGCUGUGGUGUGCUCAUUACCGCUGCUUCCUUGAUGGUGUUUUUUAAUAGUCAGCUACUGAAAUUUCAGGUAAUGGGAGGAGUCUUCAGUUUUGGUUUUUAAAAUGUUUUGAAGAGAAAACAAUGAAAAAUUUAUAAAAUGAACCAAAUGAAACCUUUUGUUUCAAAAAAUUCUUACUGUUAUUACUGUCUGGCUUAGCAAUGAAGUUGUUUGAAAACAAAAAUUAACUAUAGGGACUCCGGCUUCUGUCACAUGCCUGUAUUUUAGUUUCGUGGAAUGUUGAAGAGCAAUUCUCUGUCCUGUUAGAACACUCUGCCAGUCAGAGCUGUGAAAGGCAGAAUAUGCUUUCUUGGAGGGAGAAGACUAAUUGUUUUUAAAUUUUCAUAAUAACUUUUAAUAAUUCCAUUUGUGUAAUCUUUGUAAUAAACACCCAUUUUGAAAAAUG